CACCUACUUGGUUGAAACAACAAAUCUCGAGUAAACUCGCCAUACUAAAAAAGUGUAUAAAUAUAAAUAAGAUUAUUUAAAAACUAUACAAAGUUAUAUUGUUAAAUUAUUAUAGACACGAAAAUUAUAAGUAUUUGUCUAAUAUUAAAACUUUAUAUUAUACGGACAUAUCGUUAUCGUUAUCGUAAUUUAAAUUAAUUUAAAGAGUCAAAGGUUAAGAAUUAGAGUAUUUUGUUAUGUAAACGUAAUCAUCCAUAACGUCUGAAAUCUACUUUAAGACAUUGAUCUAAUGGAUCAAAAUGAUGUUACUUUUAAUCUUCGAGAAUCUGUUUAUACCAGUAAUGAUGAUGAUGGUGGUGGGGAAAUGUCUGAGAGGGUAUCUAGCCUUGCAAGUUGCAUAUAUGCAGAAUUCGAGAGAAUGAUGCAGAAAUACGGUUCCAAUGUGGUCGAAAUGCUUAUGCCAAUGGUUAUAAAUGUUUUAGAGCAAUUAGAAACUGCCUAUAAUGAAAAUAAUGAGCAAAAUGUUGAGUUAGAAUUACUUGCUGAGGAUAAUGAGCAACUCAUGACACAAUAUGAGCGUGAAAAACAGUUAAGGAAGUUAGCAGAAACUAAAUACUUAGAGUAUGAAGAUUCCAGAGAGCAGGAUAAACAAGAACUUCAGCAUAUCAUUGAGCUUUUAGAGACAACAAAUAAGCAAAACGAAGGAAAAAUUAAAAUUUUACAAGAUCAAAUUGAAAGAACAGAAGAGCGUUUAGUGGAGCAAAAAAGGGAAUAUGACACUCUUCACACAAGGCACACAGAGAUGCUGCAUGCAUAUAUGGAAAAAAUUGAUAUACAAACCAAAUGUUCACCUUCAACGCCAGAUCUUGCUUCAAAAUUUUUAAAGUUCACUCCACCAUCCCAAAACAUUGCACCAGUUACACAUUCCCAAGAUAGUACUGUGUAUAAUGAAGAUCCUAAAUCAAACUUAAAUAGUUCAUCCGAAGGAAGUUUACCCACAGUAGAACACCAUUAUGUAGAGAAUUUUAAUGAUACUUCGUUAGAAGAUGAGAUUACAGAAACUGAUACUGAAGCUUCUCAGUUAAGCAUUACUCCAAAGAAAAAACUUGUUGUGAGUGAUUUAAACAACCAAAUAGUUGAUCACAACCAUGAUGAGGAUAAAAUCAACAAUUCAAAUACUUUUGUAACUGCUGAAAUGACGCUUAGUCCUGGAGCCUUGGCAAUAUUGCAGAGCACUCCUGAGCUCUACAGAAAUCAAUCAAGACCUGAUGAAGAAUCUGUAUAUGAGACUCCUAGAAUUGAUAUAUUAAGUGCUCAGAAGUUUAGAGAACAAUCAUUAGAUUCACUUGCAAGUUCUGCUCCUAAAAGUAGUGAUAUUUUUGAUUUAAUGAAUGAUCAAAGUGGAUGGAAGGAAAUGGAUCAUUUAUUGAAUGAAAACAAAGAUCUUAUUGAUAUAAGGAACAAGCUUCAGACGCAAAAAAAUGACUUGAUUAGGAGAGUUGAAGAUAUUACUAACAAAAAAGAUUUGCAGGAUGAAGAAAUAAGUGGUUUACAAACUACAGUGUCAAGAAUGAAGAUGAAAAUUGCAGAGUUGGAACAAAGCAAUAAAAAGAUGCGACUUGAAUAUGAAAAGGCUCAACUUCAAUUGAAAAACAAAAUGGCUGAAGAGAGAAUAUCCUCAGCAAAUCGGAAACGUUUCACACGUGUUGAAAUGGCAAAAGUUUUAAUGGAAAGAAACCAAUAUAAAGAGAGGUUGAUGGAACUACAAGAAGCAGUACGCUGGACAGAAAUGAUUCGAGCAUCUAAAGAAAAUCAUAUUGCUGCAUUACAACAAAAAAAGAAAUCAUCUAUAUGGAAGUUGUUUAGUAAUUUGUUUACUGGUCCAAAUCCAACAAGUUCAGCACAAAAAAAGUUAUCUAUCAGUCAACCUAUUCCUCAUUCAAAGUCAUGGUUCGGAAGUGAUGAUGAAGUAUCAAUUUCAAGAAAAAACAGUACAGUUAGUACUACAGGAUCAUUUUCAGUUGCAUCAAAGUUUCAACCUGAACUUGCAUAUGAAGGUCUUACCAUCAGACAAAGACAAGAAAGAAGAGAAAGAUAUAAGUAUGUCAAAGAACACAUUGUUUCAGAGGGUAGACAUCAAGCUUAUGGUUGGAGUCUACCUGGUACAACUGAACCUGAAGAUAAAGAUGAUCUUGCAUCUAUUCCAAUUCCUGUUUAUUGCAGACCCCUAAACACUGAAGCAUCUAUGAAGAUUUGGUGUGCCUGUGGUAUUUCUUUACAUGGUGGUCGAACACCUGCUGGUAAUUUUAUAGGCCUACCUGCUGAUUUCAAAGAACCUUCAAUAUCAACAGUUUGGAUUGGUACAAGCACUCAUUCAUGUAGUAAAAUUACAAUAAUCGAUGCCAAUAACCCUUCAAUUGCUCUUGAUCAAUUUAUAGUCUCAUCAUCUCAUCUUUUAUGUAUGGUUGCUGUAGAUGGUUUAAAUGAUGAUGAGCUGAUGUCUGAAAAAAACUCUCCAGUUCUGAUUGAUCAUAACAGUAUUGUAACUGGAGUGCAAACUGAGGAAGAGUCAUUUCCAGAUGAAGAUCAAACAGAUGGAUUUUUAUCUCAGAAUUUUAGCAGUAUACUUCCAACAAUGUGGCUUGGUGCGCAAUCUGGAAAAAUUUAUAUUCAUUCAGUCGUUGGUAAUUGGAAGAAAUGUCAACAGUCUGCAAAAUUAAAGGAUUCAUUGCUUAGUAUUAUAUAUACACAUGGUCGUGUUUUGGUUUCUUUAGCUGAUGGCACUGUUGCUAUAUUCCAUAGGAAGCCAGAUGGUCCAUGGGAUUUAAGUAACUAUCAUUUACUUGAUCUUGGUCGUCCUCAUCAUUCUAUUAGAUGCAUGACCCCAGUUCAUGAUCGCGUGUGGUGUGGUUAUAGAAAUAAAAUCCAAGUUAUCAAUCCGAGAACCAUGAGAAUAGAGAAAUCUUUUGAUGCACAUCCUCGUCGUGAGAGUCAAGUUCGUCAACUUGCUUGUUUUGGUGAUGGUGUUUGGGUGUCUAUAAGAUUAGAUAGCACGUUAAGGUUGUAUAAUGCUCAGACUUUUCAUCAUUUGCAAGAUGUAGAUAUUGAACCAUAUGUCAGUAAAGUUUUAGGAACUGGUAAGUUUGGAUUUUCAUUUGUACGCAUUACAGCAUUACUCAUAACAAAUGAUCGACUAUGGGUAGGUACUGGAAAUGGAAUUAUUCUAUCAAUCCCUUUAAUUUCUGCCCAGCUUGGCAAUGAAAAGGAAACAGAAAAUAUAAUCGAAACAGUAGAUUCUUCUGAUUCAAAGAGUUACAAAUCUACUGGAACUGUUUUUAUGCCUUACUGUUCGAUGGUUAACGCUCAACUUUCAUUUCACGGACAUAGAGAUUCUGUUAAAUUUUUUGUGGCUGUUCCAGGAGCAGCUUUAAAUAUUGAAGCUGCUAAAGCCUAUUCAAAUGCAGGUGCUAGGCCUCCCAGUCCAUUAAACUCAACUGCAAAAAAAUCUCUUCCAAACAGCAGUUUGCUUGUCAUGAGCGGCGGAGAAGGCUAUAUUGACUUUCGUGUUGGAGACGAAGAAUUUGAUGAAAAUCAGUCAUCUAAUGACGGAAUGAUCAUGUCUUCCAAGGUUAUUACCGUUGAGAGAAGUCAUUUGUUAGUAUGGCAAGUUAGUAAAUAGGUUGAAUGUACUGCUAUCUUAAUAGUCUAUCAUAAUUUUAAAAGAAAAAAUUAUUCAAACAUGUUUUGCAUGUUUUAAUUAAAUCAUGCAAUAAUCAUCGACUUAUGUUGUGCAAAAAUUUUAAGUUUCAAAUGUACUUACAAACUUGUACUUUUAUUAAUCUGUAUUUAGUUCUCUAUAA
This is a messenger RNA of Hydra vulgaris (swiftwater hydra), 3860 nucleotides long. Its product is annotated as C-Jun-amino-terminal kinase-interacting protein 4. Gene Ontology annotation, cellular component: cytoplasm. Gene Ontology annotation, biological process: vesicle-mediated transport. Gene Ontology annotation, molecular function: MAP kinase scaffold activity; kinesin binding; signaling receptor complex adaptor activity. Lineage: Eukaryota; Metazoa; Cnidaria; Hydrozoa; Anthoathecata; Hydridae. The record is from RefSeq and is a predicted model, not a curated record.